Molecule: messenger RNA, 5788 nt
Organism: Hipposideros armiger (great roundleaf bat)
Lineage: Eukaryota; Metazoa; Chordata; Mammalia; Chiroptera; Hipposideridae
Gene: PDGFRB
Product: platelet derived growth factor receptor beta
Exons: 24
Coding region: 574-3894 (1106 amino acids)
Biological process (GO): platelet-derived growth factor receptor signaling pathway; positive regulation of kinase activity; positive regulation of smooth muscle cell migration
Cellular component (GO): signaling receptor complex; plasma membrane
Molecular function (GO): platelet-derived growth factor beta-receptor activity; ATP binding; platelet-derived growth factor binding
Source: RefSeq, a predicted model, not a curated record
CAGGGAAGCCCGCAGUGGUGUGAGCGCUGGGGGCUGCCAGCAGCCCGCAGUCCCUGCCCGCCCCGUCUGGGACCCAAGAUUGCUCCGUGAGCAACUUGGAGCGGGAGAGGAGGACGAGGAGGAGAGAGCCGGGGCCCCUCUGACCAGCGCCGCAGGGCAGCAGCCUGUGCGGAGCGACACAGACAGCCAGACCCAGGGCGGCCCCUCCUGGCAACCCUGCUCCUUCCGAAGGAUGCCUUGGGCGUGAGGCCUCUCCUCACCCCUGCAGCCCCCGACUCCCUCCCUUCUCCCGAGGCUCCAGGAGCCUACCACGGUCCUUUCUGCUCUCCUACUCAGCUGUUGCCCACUCAUUUCGGGCCAGCAAAGACUUGCUGAUAACAGGAGGGGCAGUGAGGAGGACUUCCUGGAGGGGGUGACAGCCCACAGCCCUGGACCUUGUGCACAUCAAAAGAUAUCAGCAGCAAGGCCUCUGCUGCCUGUUCAAGAAGACCCGGCUGAGAAUCUCAGAGGCUCUAAGCUGCCCCCAGCCCAGCAGGAAAGGAGGCAGGGUCAGGGGCUGCUCUGGAGGACACCAUGCGGCUUCAGAGUACCAUGCCAACUCCCGUCCUUAAAGGCCAGGUACUGCUGCUGCCUCUACUGUUGUUGCUGGGAUCACAGGUCUCCCGCGGUCUGGUCAUCACACCCCCAGGGCCAGAGCUCGUCCUCAAUGUCUCCAGCACUUUUGUUCUGACCUGCUCGGGUCCAGCUCCGGUGGUGUGGAAACGGAUGUCCAAGCAGCCCCUGCAAGAAAUGGCCGAGACCCAGGAAGGCAAUUUCUCUAGCAUGUUGACGCUGACCAAUGUCACUGGACUAGACACCGGAGAAUACUUUUGUACCUACAACGACUCUCAUGGGCUGGAGGAUGGUGAGCAAAAACGGCUCUACAUCUUUGUGCCAGAUCCCACCGUGGGCUUCCUCCCUGUUUUCCCCGAGGAAGUAUUCAUCUUUCUCAUGGAAGUAACCGAGAUCACAAUCCCAUGCCGAGUGACGGAUCCACAACUGGUGGUGACACUGCAUGAGAAGAAAGUGGAUGUCCCACUGCCCGUCCCCUAUGACCACCAGCGCGGCUUCUCUGGGACCUUUGAGGAUAAGACCUAUGUCUGUAAAACCACCAUCGGGGACAGGGAAGUGGAUUCGGAAGCCUUCUAUGUCUACAGCCUCCAGGCAUCAUCCAUCAAUAUCACAAUGAAUGCAGUGCAGACUGUGGUCCGCCAGGGUGAGAACAUCACCAUCACAUGCACUGUGACUGGAAACGAAGUGGUCAACUUUGAGUGGACAUAUCCCCGCAAGGAGAGUGGGCGGCUAGUGGAGCCAGUGACCGACUUUGAUACGCCCUCCUACAUACGCUCUAUCCUGCACAUCCCCAGUGUUGAGCUGGGCGACUCAGGGACCUACAUCUGCAAUGUGUCAGAGAGUGUCUUCGACCAUGGAGAUGAAAAGGCCAUCAAUGUCACCGUGGUUGAAAGUGGCUACGUGCGUUUGCUGGAGGAGCUGGACGCUGUACAAUUCGCGGAGCUGCACCGGAGCCGGACGCUGCAGGUGAUGUUUGAGGCCUACCCGCCGCCCACUGUCAUGUGGUUCAAGGACAACCGCACCCUGGGCGAUUCCAGCGCCGGCGAGAUCGCCCUGUCCACGCGCAAUGUAUCCGAGACUCGGUACGUGUCAGAGCUGACGCUGGUGCGAGUGAAGGUGGCCGAGGCUGGUUACUACACAAUGCGGGCCUUCCACGAGGACGCUGAGGCCCAGCUCUCCUUCCAGCUGCAAAUCAACGUGCCUGUCCGCGUGUUGGAGCUGAGUGAGAGCCACCCUGCCAAUGGGGAGCAGACAGUCCGCUGUCGCGGUCGGGGCAUGCCCCAGCCGCACCUCACAUGGUCUACCUGCCGUGACCUCAAAAGGUGUCCGCGCGAGCUGCCGCCCAAGCUGUUGGGGAACAAUUCCGAGGUGGAGAACCAGCUGGAAACUAACGUGACGUACUGGGCGGAGGAGCAGGAGUUCGAGGUGGUGAGCACGCUGCGCCUGAGCCACGUGGAUCAGCCCCUGUCUGUGCGCUGCACUCUGCGCAACCUGUUGGGCCAUGACAUGCAGGAGGUCACCCUGGUGCCACAGUCCCUGCCCUUCAAGGUGGUAGUAAUCUCGGCCAUCCUGGCCUUGGUGGUCCUCACAAUCAUCUCCCUCAUCAUCCUCAUCAUGCUCUGGCAGAAGAAGCCCCGCUACGAGAUCCGAUGGAAGGUGAUUGAAUCUGUGAGCUCCGAUGGCCAUGAGUACAUCUACGUGGACCCUAUGCAGCUGCCCUAUGACUCUACCUGGGAGCUGCCGCGGGACCAGCUUGUGCUUGGACGCACCCUUGGUUCCGGGGCCUUUGGGCAAGUGGUGGAGGCUACGGCUCACGGCCUGAGCCAUUCUCAGGCCACAAUGAAAGUAGCCGUCAAGAUGCUGAAAUCCACAGCCCGCAGCAGUGAGAAGCAAGCGCUCAUGUCGGAGCUGAAGAUCAUGAGUCACCUCGGGCCCCACCUGAACGUGGUCAACCUGCUGGGGGCCUGCACCAAAGGAGGGCCCAUCUACAUCAUCACUGAGUACUGCCGCUACGGGGAUCUGGUGGACUACCUGCACCGCAACAAGCACACCUUCCUGCAGCACUGCUCCAACAAAGGCCGCCGGCCCAGUGCCGAGCUCUACAGCAACGCCCUGCCCGUUGGGCUCCCCCUGCCCAGCCACAUGUCCCUGCCUGGGGAGAGUGAUGGUGGCUACAUGGACAUGAGCAAGGACGAGUCAGUGGACUACGUGCCCAUGCUGGACAUGAAAGGAGACAUCAAAUAUGCAGACAUCGAGUCCUCCAACUACAUGGCUCCUUACGAUAACUACGUCCCCUCCGCUCCCGAGAGGACCUGUCGGGCGACUUUGAUCAACGAGUCCCCAGUGCUGAGCUACACGGAUCUUGUGGGAUUCAGCUACCAGGUGGCCAAUGGCAUGGAGUUCCUGGCCUCCAAGAACUGUGUCCACCGAGACCUGGCAGCCAGGAAUGUACUCAUCUGUGAGGGAAAGCUGGUCAAGAUCUGUGACUUUGGCCUGGCUCGUGACAUCAUGCGGGACUCUAACUACAUCUCCAAGGGCAGUACCUUCCUGCCUCUGAAGUGGAUGGCCCCUGAGAGCAUCUUCAACAGCCUCUACACCACCCUGAGCGACGUUUGGUCCUUUGGGAUCCUACUCUGGGAGAUCUUCACCCUGGGUGGCACCCCUUACCCAGAGCUGCCCAUGAAUGAGCAGUUCUACAAUGCCAUCAAGCGGGGUUACCGCAUGGCCCAGCCUGCCCACGCCUCCGACGAGAUCUAUGAGAUCAUGCAGAAGUGCUGGGAAGAGAAGUUUGAGAUUCGGCCCCCCUUCUCCCAGCUGGUGCUGCUUCUCGAGAGACUGCUGGGCGAGGGUUACAAAAAGAAGUACCAGCAAGUGGAUGAGGAGUUUCUGAGGAGUGACCACCCAGCCGUCCUUCGGUCCCAAGCCCGCUUGCCUGGCUUUCACGGCCUCCGAUCCCCACUGGACACCAGCUCAGUCCUCUACACAGCUGUGCAGCCCAACGAGGGUGACAAUGACUAUAUCAUCCCCCUGCCUGACCCCAAACCUGAGGUUACAGAUGAGAGCCCACUGGAAGGUUCCCCCAGCCUUGCCAGCUCCACCCUGAAUGAAGUCAACACCUCCUCUACCAUCUCCUGUGAUAGCCCCCUGGACCCCCAAGAGGAACCAGAGCCAGAAUCCCAGCCGGAGCCCCAGGUGGAGCCGGAGCCGGAGCCGGAGCCGGAGUGGCCGCCGGAUUCGAGCUCUCCCGGGCCUCGGGCUGAGGUGGAGGACAGCUUCCUGUAGGGGGCUGGCCCCCACCCUGCCCUGCCUGAACCGAAGCUCCCCCUUGACCGCUCAGCACCCUGCACCUCCUGGCCUGGCCUGGCUUCCCAUCAGCCAGGCUGUUCCCAUCAGCCGUCCCCUUCUGGAAAGCUUUGGCUCCUGGCAGGUUGCACCCCAACCCCUGGGGCUGGUUUAAGAGGCAGAAAAACUGCAGGGGCCGCGACAAGCUCUCUGCCUCCAGGGAGGCCAUGGGACUCUGAGCUGGGGUUCUCCCAAAGGACUCCGUUUCUCCAUCUGUAAGGUGGGAAAGUUGGGCUUGGUGCCUCACAUUCUGGGAUGCUCUCCCUGGCUGACAGAUGGGGAGGUUGGAAUCCCCGGGGAGAUUCUCAAGGCUCAUGAGGUGAUAAGUGAACUUUGUUUUAUUCAGCCAGUUACCCCUCAAGGAGCUGCAGCUCUCUCCUCCCACUUUUAUCUGCCCAAGGGGAAGGGGAGGGACGCUGGCAUCCCUGGCUCCUGGCUGAGCUGGGGCCUGGCCUUGGACAGUGUUGCCGCAUCCAGAAGCCGCCUCCCCGUCACGCCAGUCUUCGCUUUCCCAGGCCCGAGCUGGUCUGGGGCCGUCCAUGCUUACUUAAUGCUGGGGGCUAAGCCAAGUCCAGGACAUCCUGGCCUGUAGUCCCUACCCCAGGCACGAGGGGCACACCUCCCCAUAGAAAGUGCCCACGUCCAUGUCUUCCUCAUCCCAUGUGUCCUGGGGCCUUUAUCCUCAUCACUGCCGUCUUACUCCACCCACCUGAGCCUCCAGGGCCAGACGGGCCCAUGCCUGUGAUGAGUGUGUUGACGUGCCUGCAUGAAGUGUCCACAUGUGUGGACCGGUAUGUGGACCUUCUGUGCAUUGAACCCUCUGCACAUAGAGAGCUUGCAGGAAUUCCUUGCCCUCUCUGGGCCUGUUUUCCCUGUUGAAAUAUGAGCAGGUUGGACUCACUGACUUCUGGUGCUUGCCAGCAUUAACAUGCUAGAAUAUACCAGGGGUUACACACUUGCCCAGAUGAAGCAAAGCCAAAUACCCCAAACCUCCAUCCUGGGGUUCAGCUGGAUGGAGGUUCCAGACCACAUAUCGCACUCUAGGCAUUCAGGAACGGUGACCCUUCCCCAAGCCCCCUGUAAGUCCCCAAAGGCCAGCUGCCUGGGCCUUGACUCAGAGUGACAGCCAGUGUCCUGAAAAGCCCCUAGUAGCUUCCCCAGGGACAUAAGAUCACAGGAGCCCUUUCAGCACCCACAAUGACCUCUGGAGUUAUCCUGGGCCAAAGAGGCAGAAAGAACAAAUCCGACCACCUGAUGCAGCCCCGCACUCCAGCACCUGCUUUCGAGAUCCAUGCCGAAGUCAUAACGGACAGUGAGGGCCCCUGGGGGGCCCUGGAAAUGACGAGAAGCCUUGGAUGGGGAACCUGAGAAAGGGGUGCCAGAGGUGGGUGCUCUGAGGAUUGCCUUCUCACCUGCCAGCUGCCCCGUUCCUGAGGCAGUGCCGCUGGGGUAGGGCUUUGUCACUGCCACGGCCCACUCACCUCACUGCCAGCCACACCCCAGCCCAGUGGGCACUGAAGUGCACGGAGAGUGAGGGCUCUGGCCAAGACCACUGGCUGGGGGAGUGCCAGGAAGGCGAGGAGGGAAGGUCGGCCCCCCCUGGGCACCCCCUCCCUGCCCUGGGGCCCCCGGAGCCCGGCUGAGGAGAGGGAGUGGGUUCUCAAUACGGUACCAAAGAUGUAAUCGCCUAGGUUUACAAUUAUUUUUAGGACUCACAUUAACUCACAUUUAUACAACAGAAAUGCUAUUUUGUAUGCCAUCAAAAUUUCCUAUCUGUGUACUUUUUUUUUUAAGGGAAAGAUUUUAAUAAUAAACCUGGUGCUUCUCACUCACA